UAUAGAUCGAUGACUAUUAUACUGAGCUUCAAUCCAUAAUACCAGGAGUGCAGAUAAUACCGAGUUUGAAAAUUGAGUAGAUUUAGCUAUCACGGUUUCAUAGUACAGCUGUCAGUGAGUGUAAUGAGGGGUAGAAUCUCCUUCCUUAGCCUGUUGCUCGUGAUCGUGUUUCAAGCCAGCCUUCUGAGGGUGGUAGGUGGAUCGUGCUUGCUGAACAGAAUUGAUGAGUAUCCUUGCCAGUUCAGACACCCAUCAAUCACAGACAAGCCAGGGGAAAAUGAGUAUGGAAUAUACAGCACAAAGAUAUUGGAUGGUCCGAUAUGCUCUAUUCGCCGUAAAAACCAUCAAGUGAGGAGCAUUCAAAACCUUGGUGAUGACCCUCGAGUGAAAUUCCUUUUCUCACCUGGUAUAGAGAUCGAGCCACCUAAUCAAUAUGGUAACCAAAUGAUAGUCAUGUACAAUGUCACAUGUCCUUCGAAUCAUGUUGCAUUCUUCAAUAUCACCGAUAUGAUUUUGGAGGAACCAAAUUGCCCUGUCGGAAUGCAGCAAAAAUGUGUGGACUAUGUACAAGUGGUACACGGUGAGAAUGGGGGGUUAGGAUCUUAUGAAAGUUGUGGCACUGAUCCCAGGCCGAAUUAUGAGCUCCUUAUCUUUGAAGGUAAUUUUCAAGUUAUCUUCCGUACCAGUAAGAACAACCGGUUUCCAGGGUUCAAAGCUGUAGUCACUUGUAUGGAUACAGAUGCUGCUGGUAUACAUAAGAGAUAUGCCACCAGAGAUUUUGUGAAAACUAUGUAUCUACCUCAAACGGAGGAGCAGAGAUUCCUUGUGUAUGACCUAACCACGGCCUUCUUUGAACAACCACUGGAGAAUCCCAAGGAGCGUCUGUGUGAUGAGGUGCUCAAUCCGCCACCCUUUGACCCUCUCAAUCUCCCCGUCAAUGACACAGAGGACGAUGAUUUCACCCUACCACAGUGCUCAAGACCAACCGCCAUUGCCAGGACGACUUGUAACUACAGUAAAGAGAGGCUGAGUAUGGCACUGGCUAACAGGGACUCUCCCAACAUUCUAGUGAGGACAGUGGUGGAUGCAGUUCUCUCGUGUCAUAGGCAAACGAACUCAUAUGGGGAACCACCAUACUGUCUGUUCAGCAGGGUACCGUGCACACCGAGAUAUCCAAAGAGAAUUAGAAUGCCUAAUGCAAAUGAGAUGGGGAUCUACACCACUAGAAUAACAACCGGAAGUUUUGGAGACCCCAUUUGUCAUAUACGGAGAAGAGGACAUCAGAUUCGUACAAUCCCGACGCUUGGUGAAAACAAGAAGAUAAAGUUUAUUUUCUCCCCGGGAAUUAGACUUGCUCCACCAGAAAACUAUGGCAACCAACAAUACGUUCUGUACAACAUCAGCUGCCCCAAGGGACACCUGGCAUUCUUCAACAUGACUAACAUUCAGCUGGAAGAGGCAAACUGCUUCAACCCAAAACAAAAUCGGAUGGUGUGUCGGGAUUAUGUGCGCAUUAUCAGACCAGGUUCUGGUAAAAGUACUGAAAGUUGUGGAAGUACAGUAACAAAUCAAAACCAGAAUCAACUAGAGCAAGGUACAAUGAGCAUUUUGUUCAGAACCAGUGCGUCCAAUACAUUCUCUGGAUUUGAAGCCACUGUCAUCUGCUUUAGACGUGAAGAUGCUGAUCAACCAGGUUGCACUCGACCGAGGCAACAUGACAGUGAAAUGACCACUCUCAGCUCGAGGCGCGAAAAGAGGAACCUUGAUGAAUUUGGAAUCAUGCCUAAUCCGGAAGAGAUGGUUGUUAUUGGCAACCUUACAAAAGCAAAGUACGCUCUGGUAACUGAAGACAGCAGUACUCGACUGGGUGAAGAGGAACUGAACCCUGCAUGUUCUGAUCUACUGGCGGACAUCAACGUGCAAUCCAUCCCUGGGGUAACCCCAAUUCCAAACUGUGUGCAGAGGCAAAAGAGACAGGAAAAAAUCGUGCUAAUCAGUGACAUGGUUGAGGACAGCGCUAUACUGAGUGCUAUCGAGAAUGAGAAUGCUUGCAAUCCUGUUCUUAGGAGUUUAGCAGAAGCUACUAUUGCCUUAGUAGAUAGAGAGAAUCCUCAACGUCUUACUGAACUGAGGAAAAGGAUUGCUGCCAACUCUUCCCCAUGAAGUGGCCCAGCCAAAAUUUCAUGAUACUCAAACAGAAGAAACUUAUCAGUGUGUGCAUAAUUAUUGGUAAAAACUUUAAUCUUGUGUACUUCUCAUCAUUGAUUUGUGCAAAUUCCAAUUUUGAGUGUAUGAAAAGUGCUAACACAAACAGA
This is a messenger RNA of Halichondria panicea, 2315 nucleotides long. RefSeq lists its product as uncharacterized. The record is from RefSeq and is a predicted model, not a curated record. The coding region runs from base 124 to 2163 and encodes 679 amino acids. The transcript has 18 exons. Gene Ontology annotation, molecular function: serine-type endopeptidase activity. Lineage: Eukaryota; Metazoa; Porifera; Demospongiae; Suberitida; Halichondriidae.